GAAGAAGAAGAAGAAGAGAAAGCAAUUUUCAACAUAAGGAAGUAUAAUACUAAGCUUGUAAUAAGAUCACGUUUAGGAUUCCUCAGUAUUUUAUUGAUUUACAAAGUCUCUGAAAGGGUUGUGUUUUUAUGGAGGGAAUCCAAAGGUUCUAAUACGAAUAUCAGAGUGGUACUACAUAAACCGAACAUCCGGGACUUUCUGGGCUCCGGAGACUUCCAUCUUGGCUCAUCCGGAACUUUCUGCGCUCCGGAGACUUCCGUCGUGGCUCAUACAGUACCAUCGAUGUUCAACCUCGUGGUAUGCUUUACGACGUCAGAUGUUUGCAGAUGAAGGAACAAAAAUCACGCAAAUAGCAUGUCAAAAAGAAGAGCCAGACUUAGUCCAGAAGCUGAGGCUAUCCAGUUCAUUUUAUCUGGAAGAGACAAGCCUUGUCUAAAGGUUCAAUGGAUCAGUGUCUAUAAAGGGCGUGGUGUAUUUGCUUGUGCACCAAUCGAAAAGGGAAGUUUUGUUGCCGAAUACCGUGGGGAGUUGAUCUCAAAACAUGAGCGGGACAAAAGACAGAAAAAAUACACAGAGAACCAAAAUGCAUUCCUGUUUGAUUUUGAAUGGAACAGUGAUAUAUGGUGCAUUGAUGCCUCCCACGAAGAUGGCUCUUUUGGUCGGAUUGUCAAUGAUGACCAUAAAUCCCCAAACUGUAAAAUGAAGAAGCUAAUUGUCAAGGAUAAACCACAUCUUUGCUUGUUUGCUAUUAAAAACAUACAAGCAGAGUGUGAAAUAACCUACGACUACGGAGACUCUCUAUGGCCAUGGCGAGCGCUGACACCAAAUGCCGAGAUCCAGACCCAACCUGCAGAAGAGCCAGGAAUGACGGAAACCUGCACCUCGUCCUUCCAAAAGCUCAGAGCAAGAAGGCGAUUACAAAAUCUUAAGCGACAUCAUGAUCGGUGUGAACAACAGUACGACUACACUAAGAUGAAGAUAUUGAAGAGAGAAAGGCAAAGAACUUCGAGUUUAACUGCCAGAAUAAAUGAGACUAUAUCUGAUCCCAAGUCUUCAGAUAACACAGAUUAUGAAGAUAUCGACUAUAUUCCAGACUCAAGUGACACUUCUUCAGACUCAAGUGUUCAUAGCAAGGAGCUAAGAGUGACAGAAGUUUCUCAAAAAAAACAUGUACAUGAUAUUUCAUUGGGGGUGGCUACAGCACACAGUGUGGAGAUCAGUGGUUUUCAUAGUUCUUCAGUGAAAUAUUGCAGUGCUGAUUCGACAGAAAACAUGCCACAAAAUAACAGCUCCAUAAAAGUCACAGCAUUAACAAAAAGAGGACGGAAGAGCAAGUACAACAAGAAGCAAUAUUGUCUGUAUUGUAAAAAACCCAUUUCUAAACUGGCAAGACACCUUGAAACCGCACACAGAAACCAGCCUGACGUUGCAAUGGCUUUCGGUUUUGCUAAAGGAUCUCACAAAAGACGAGAGCUGCUACAGUUUCUCAAAAAGAGGGGAAACUUUGAACAUAAUGCUACUGUGGCAGUCCAAGGUGCUGGAGCAUUUGUUGCUUGUCGAAGACCCACUGUAGAAAAGCAAUCCGGUGACUACCGUCAUUGCAAACAUUGUCAAGGGCUAUAUGCAAGAGAAACCCUUUGGAGACAUGUGAGAAGGUGUCCCCAGAAGCCUUUUGAAGGAGACUCUUCUGCUGGAAGAAAGCGGCUACAACUUGAGUUGCCAAAACCCGAUCAUGUUCAUGAAGCUGUUUGGAAAAUUGCUUGUGAAAUGAACCAGGAUGACAUUUCCUUGGUUGUAAAAAGUGAAAGAGACAUUCUUCGCCUCGGUGAGUCACUGUACAAUGCCAGGAAACCUCAUGAAAGAAGGAAUGAUUACAUUCGCCAGAAAAUGAGAGAGAUAGCAAUGCUGUUAAUAGCAGCUAGAGCUAAAACACCUUUAAUGAGGACAGAAGACCUCGUUAUGCCCAGCAACUUUCCUCAUGUGAUACAAGCAGUUAGAGAUGUUACUGGUUAUGACUUGGAAAGCAACUCGUAUAAAGUCCCAUCCUUGGCCCUAAAAUUGGGGCACAGUUUAGCCAAAGUUGCAGGAAUUGUGCAGUGCAAUGCCAUCAUUGCAAAUCGCCAUGAUGUUGCUGAGUCAGCCAAGCAAUUUUCCACUCUGUAUCAGAAAAAAUGGGCAGAGUCAAUUUCAGCUGCUGCAUUGGGGACACUUCAACAAGCCAAAUGGAAUAAGCCCCAGCUUUUGCCAUUUACAGAGGAGGUGUUGCUGCUACACCAGUUUCUUGCUGCUGAGCAUGAUAAAUGCAUGAACGCCAUGAAGGAAAACCCUACUAACAUAAACUUUGGAAAUCUUGCUAAAGUAACUUUGACACAGGUAGUACUAUUUAAUAGAAAAAGGCAGGGGGAAGUUUCAAAAAUGGAGGUCCAGGCUUUUACAUCCCGGAAUUGCACAGAGCUGAAUCCAGACAUUAUGAUGUGCCUCAAUGAGUUGGAGAGGAAGCUUGCGAAGCACUUUGACAGGGUCGAGAUUCGUGGCAAAAGGUCAAGAAUGGUGGCUGUGCUUCUCACUCCUGACAUGGUCACAGCAAUGAACCUACUGAUGGAAAACCGAAGCAAGUGUCAAGUCCCCACAGAAAAUGUAUACUUGUUCGCACGUCCAGGUGCACUUUCCCAUUACAGAGGCUCUGACUGUCUUCGCAACUAUGCAAACAAAUGUGGUGCAAAGAACCCAGACGCACUCACAUCAACAAGAUUGCGGAAACAAGUUGCCACUUUGUCCACAGUACUAAAUCUAAAAAAGAAUGAAAUGGAUCAGCUUGCUACCUUUCUUGGCCAUGAUGUUCGGAUCCACAGAGAAUUCUACCGGCUUCCCGAGAGUACCCUACAGUUGGCAAAAAUCAGCAAACUGUUGAUUGCAAUGGAAAAAGGAAAGCUUUCUGACCUGCAGGGGAAAGGACUUGAUGACAUCAACAUAGAUCCUGAGGAUAGGGUUGCCACGACGGAUGAGGAUUCUGAUGAAGAAACCAUAGCUGAACCACAUGAGGAGAGAGAUUCAAGACCCGAGACUUCUGGGGACCCAGUGCAGAAUACCGAGUCGAUCACACUGAGAAACAGAGAGGCCACUUCAGAGUCAGAGUUGGACUACUUGGGGGGCACAUCGACAAAAACCAUUGUCAGCCCUGAACCAACAGAUGAUUCACAGCAGGACACACCUUCUGGUACACCUUUGAAGUGCUCCAACAAAAAACAAGAAAUUUUAUUUUGUUGACAGCUGGGAUGGUGAGACGCAAGUGGACAGAUGAUGAGGUGAAGGCUGUUGAACGGCACAUGUUGCAAUUCAUAACAAGCUGCAAAGUACCAGGUAAAAAGGACUGUGAAGCCUGCCUCCGGGCAGAGCAAGUAGCUCUAAAAGAUAGAGACUGGGCUGGAAUCAAAUACUACAUUCAUAACAGAAUCAUAGCAUUUAAAAGGAGGAUGAAUAAAUAGAACUAUAAAAUCCUUAAGUUAACCCAAAAAAAAGUUUCCAGUAAUGGGAAAUUUUAUUUUCAUGGUCUGCCAUUGUAAGAUCUUUGUUGUGUGAAAUUUGAUUUUCUGUUCAUGCAUUUUUCCCAACUCUUUCAUUUAAAGCACCUGUUCUAAUGUCAUAAUUUUCAAGAUACGUUUGGACGUUACUUCUUGUUUAACAAAAUUACUGGAAGGUAUUGUUAGUUAUCACAUUAUCUGUGUUGAUUUUAGGUCUGUGAAUGUUGUUUUUUUUUACAUUUAUAAACAAAUUUUUUGGAAUGGGAGUCAUACAUUUAAUUUGAGUUUAUGACAUUUUCUCAUCCAAUCCUUCUAUUUAUUUAUUUUUAUUAUAAUCUUUCUUUCCUUCUUUCAUUCUUUCCUUUUUUCCUCCUUUCUUUCCUUUCCUUUUUCUUGCCUUCUUUCCUUUACCUUCUUUCCUCUCGUCUUA
Fundulus heteroclitus (mummichog) is the source of this 3951-nucleotide messenger RNA. RefSeq lists its product as uncharacterized. The record is from RefSeq and is a predicted model, not a curated record. The transcript is spliced from 11 exons. Lineage: Eukaryota; Metazoa; Chordata; Actinopteri; Cyprinodontiformes; Fundulidae. Bases 355 to 3267 code for a protein of 970 amino acids. Gene Ontology annotation, molecular function: protein binding.